Phaedon cochleariae (mustard beetle) is the source of this 1413-nucleotide messenger RNA. Lineage: Eukaryota; Metazoa; Arthropoda; Insecta; Coleoptera; Chrysomelidae. The record is from the annotation of a GenBank genome assembly.
AUUAUGCUGAAAUGCGUAUUGCUCACCGAUAAUCAUUUAUAACUACGUAUAUCAGUAUUUCGUUAACAUUCGUUGAUAAUGAUUUAUGAACUGUAAAUUUAAUCCAAUGCCAAUGGAAUAGUUUUGAAAUGAUCAUGAACUAUUUGUCUCAAAAAUUCCUUUACUUCACAAAUUAUUUCUUUGUGAAAGGAACUGAAGAAGACAAACAUAAGAGAAAAGUGAGCAAAUAUGAGAUGUAUUUUGAGGAGGUUUACAAAAUUUUGAGCUGGGAAGACAUUACUCAAACUUUGGUGUCAUUUCUAGUGGUAAAUUUUAUAUUUUGGAUUGUGGUACAGUGGCAGGUGAAGUUUUUGGGUUUUCUGUUCUCUAUUAUUCUGGUAAUUUUCAUUUGUGAUUCAUAUUUCGAAAAUAAAGAUUUGACAGGUUAUGAAGCAAAGUAUGUAGAUGCCUUUGAAGAAAUUUGUAUUAAUCCAUAUGAUAUAAUAAUCAGUUUGAAAACACUCAGAAGAGAAAAUCCAUCAUCGUUUUGCAUUGGAAUGUGCAUAAUUUUUCUCUUCAUAAGUUUUGUGGCACAAAAUAUUUCCGGAUAUGUUCUAAUAUACCUCACAAUAUUAGGAAUUUUUUUCAUACCAUUGGGAUUCAAAUUUAUACCUGAUGAAUAUGUGAAAAGCUUCAGUGAAAUUAUCAAAUCAUUGACUAACACCAGAGGUGUUUUGGCUGAAGAAGAGCUUAUUCCUUUCAUUUCUGAUAAGGAUUUUGACCAGAAGGAUGCAGAUUUGGAUAGUCUGUUGACUGACAGAACUGCUGAUUCAGUCUCAAAUUCUCUGAUUAGUGGUAUGAGUGCAAUGCCAUCAUUCAUGGAUUUUGUAGAAACUCAGCAAGAUAUAAGAGAAGAAGAUCUUUUGCCUAGUCAGCAUUUCCAUAGGAAACCAACUCACACACCUGAUGACUUGUCAAGUGACUCUGACUCAGAACAACCAGACAUUAAUUUUGAGUCAUCACAUUUCAGUGAAGACACUUCUUCUGAGGAAGAAAAACACCUAGGAAAAGGGUUGAAGUUCAGCUCAGAUUUUGUGGACAAUGCUUCCAGAAAAGUAAUUUCUGAUGCUGGUAGCUUGGGUGGGGUGAUCAGCAAUUUUGCAACAUUGGGAGGGGCUUUUGUUGCAAAUGCUCUGAAAUCGGCUGUCACAACUGCCCCUGUGCAACGUAAAAGUAGCAGUAGUGAUAGUGAUUUUGAAAUCAUCGAUUCAGAUGAUGUGAAGUAGUUAUUGGUUUGAAGAUUCUCAACUUGAUAUUAUUUAACCAUGUGAUAUGUUUCAGUUUUCUUUUUUAGAAUAUGACUUUAUUUAUUAAUAUUUUUUAAUUCUAUUGAGUGAAAUAUUAACUAUAACCCUGUGAAAAGAAAUAAAGUGU